AGCAUGAGCGAAAGCGAUAGCAAAACCGGAGGGAGCCUUUUCUUUUUGGCAAGCGAGGGAAUGAGUUCCUAUUUGUUUAAAGGCAAUUUACCUGCAGGGGAACACACUACUGUAAAAUAAAAAGAACGCCGAGAGAACGAGGGCGGAUAUUAUUGUAAUCAACAUGACUACAGUGGAUGCAUAGUAUUAAUUUAACGUCAGUCUGCAUCCGUUUUCUUGUUGGUUGUUAUUGUGUCUACGCUUUGACGGGAGCUGCAUUGCACAUAUGCUUAUGAAAGGAGGCUACGAAAGACUUCACAGGGAUCAGCCUGAAAAUGGAACAGUAUGCAAAAAACUGGGAACAGCGCAUAUAGAUGCGCAUGGACCAAGGCGAAAUUGCGCGGUUCAGAUGCAUCUUAACUCAGUCGUUACCUGGCAGCGGUCGUGCUGUGUUAUUUUGAACUCAACUUUUGAUUUUAAACGCAUUACACUUCUCAAGGAGGGCUGUAAUGUCUCCGAAAAACAGAAUGACAUCUGACAAGACAGCUUCUGUGCGAUCCAUCCGACCAGCGGUUACCACACACCAGCCACUUUCCGACUCCUCCCGCGGCUGAGCCGGUGAUGGUUCUGCGAGGAUGCUGCGCUUCCCCGUGAAGAAAAUUCGGAAGCAAUUCAAACUCCUCCUGCUAUUGGUUCUGCUCACGUUUGCUGUCUGGUUCACGUAUCUGCACAUCAACCAAGGCAAAGCGAUCAAACUUCAUUUCAACUACGGCAAAGAUGGAGAGAGGCAGGCGGAGGGAACGGACGUCAGUCACAAGAGGGACUCGCGCUCUUCAGCCAGUCGCCACAACAGUGAGGAGGUUGGUGACAGCCGGGAGGAGGAGCCUGCGGAGGAAGAGCCAAAUGCUUUCGAGGGGGAGAGCAAAGACCUGGCAGACAUUAGGAAGUUCCUCAUCCAGAAGCAGAACAAGUUACCAUGGAAACCAGAGUACAAAGGCCAGGCUAACCUUCACGUGUUUGAAGACUGGUGUGGGUCCUCUGUAUUGCAGCUCCGAAAGAAUCUUCACUUCCCCCUUUACCCUCAUACAAGAACCACAGUGAAGAAACUGGCCGUGGCUCCAAAGUGGAAGAACUAUGGCCUGCGAAUCUUUGGCUUCAUCCACCCUUAUAGAGAUGGGGAUUUCCAGUUUGCUGUGGCCUCCGACGACAACUCAGAGUUCUGGCUGAGCUCUGACGAGAGUCCGCUCAAUGCCAGGCUGCUGGUAUACGUGGGUCGGUUGGGCCCAGAGUGGACAGCCCCUGGAGAGUUCAGCAAGUUCAGGUCCCAGUCAUCCAAGUCUAUUCAUCUCAUCUCCUCCAGACGGUACUACUUUGAAAUUCUGCACAAGCAAGAUGACAAGGGUUCGGACCAUGUGGAGGUUGGGUGGCGCCCUUUCCUGCCAGGCCUGAAGUAUGAGAUCAUUGAUUCAGCAUAUAUCUCCCUGUACACAGAUGAGUCUGGUAUGAAAAUGAACAGUGUGGAUCAUAUCCCGCAGACACUGGCCAGCCACAGCCAUCUCCCCCAGGAGGCUCAGCCCAGCAGCCAGCAUGGAGCCGACAUGCUUAAGCCUGACCCCAGAGACACCUUCUAUAGCACACCCAUGAUCGAGCCCUCCCGCCUGGAGAAUGUGCUUCCCGCCUGCCUCUACUCCCCCACAUAUGUGGUGAAGGACUUCCCCAUUGCCCGCUACCAGGGCCUGCAGUUUGUAUACUUGUCUUUCGUCUAUCCCAAUGACUUCACCCGACUCACCCACAUGGAGAAGGAGAACAAGUGUUUUUACAGAGAAUCUCCAAUAUAUCUUGAGAAGUUCGGCUUCUAUAAAUACAUGAAGAUGGACGAGGAGGAGGACGAUCGGCCCUUCUUCUUCCCGAAUCCAAACGAUUUCCUGGAGGAGGAGGAAGGGGUAGACCCAGAGGAUGAGGUGGCAGCAGUGGAUGCCCUGGUCAGAAGAGCCAAUAACAGCCGUUCCACUCGGCCCCCCCGUAGGGCGGCCGCACCGACCCCCUCUGAAAGAGAGGAUAAGGAGGUGGACAGCUACAUGCCUGGUCGCCAACGGAGAUACUUUCCACCGCUGUCCGAGCAGAGGGGGCAGAGAAGGGGCAGCAGGGCACCUCCAGAUCCCCGGGGCAAUGCCCUGAGCCACCAGCAGGAGGAGCCAGAGGCGUUGGACUUCCACAGGCCUGGGAACACAGUGCAGGGUCGCUCCCUCUCCUGGAUCCGCUCUGGCCCAGAUGAGCUGAGCAGGGGGGGAGCAGUGGAGAUGCCCCCAAAAUUCAGGAAGACGUCACUGCUGUUUCCCCAGAAGAGCUCCCUGCCUGCACUGAGCAGCAGGGCAAAGCAGAUCCUCAGUAACUCCGCCCACACUGACCAUGGCCUCGAAACCCUGCGUGCCAAUAAGGAGCAUAGGAAGGAUAACAACAAGAUCUACAUCACCAGGCCCCGGCCAUUCAACAGCAGGAGGGGCACCACCCCACACCAGCCCAGGGAGGUCUUCCCUGGGGUCUUUCUGUAUCAGAAUGGCAAGACCACAAAGCUGGUCAACCUCAGCACCAAGCCAAGGGGCGGAAAGCCACUCAUGAGCACCCCACACCUAUGGCCCUCUUUCAAAGAUGGCAAAGCUUCCCUAUUGAAUGGCAAUGCCACCCGCCUGUCCGCAACGCACAAGGCGUCCACCAGGGCAGCACUGGUGAGACAUAACCAGAGAAGGAGAACAGACCCCUGGGAAAGAGGGCGAGAGCCCCCAGCCUCACCCAGCAGGAGCACCUUUGCUGCCUCUCCGUCCCGCCACAGGCACCCUGUUCCAACUACCACAGCCAACCCCAAGCCCACAGGCCUCAGCCCCUCUGAGGACAGCCUCCCCGGAGAGGUCAGGGUCACCUCCUACCUGAGGACCUCGGAGAUCACAGAGUCCCGGCAGGAGGCAGAGGUGGAGCCGGAGCAGGAACAGGAGGAAGGGGAGGGAGGCCUGUCGGAGUACAGCUAUGAGGAAGCGGAGCCACGGCCGGGCUGGGCGGAGGAGGCCAUCAACUGGCAGCGCACAUUCUCCGUCAACACCAUGGACUUUGAGCUGCUGCGGUCCGACUGGAACGACCUGCGCUGCAACGUGUCGGGCAACCUGCAGCUGGCUGAGAGUGAGGUGGUGGAUGUGCUCGCGCAGUACAUGGAGAAACUCAAUGAACGCAAUGGCGGCAUCUACACCCUGCUGCGCAUCAUCAAUGUGGAGAAGCGGCGGGACUCGGCACGAGGGAACCGCUACCUGGUAGAGCUGGAGCUGACGGAGCGGGGGAAGAGAGUAGUGCGCCUUUCUGAGUACAUCUACCUCCUGCUGCACCGUGGGCGGGUGGAGGACAGCCCUGAGAAUGGGGAGGGGCUCACCACCUCCGCCCCUGCCCCAGCCACCACUACCACCACCACAACCGCUGCUGCAGCCCCAGCCGCAGGCCCGGCUGCCCACAGCACCCAGAUCCGUGCCACCACCCACUGGGGCAUGGCCUACGUCCGGCCGCUGCUCUGCCAGCCUGUCAUGCUUCAGUGGCGGCGCGACGUCAUGGUGCACUUUGUGGUGCCAGUGAAGAACCAAGCCCGCUGGGUCCAGCAGUUCAUCACAGACAUGGAACUCUUGCACCAUGAGACCAAGGAUGACAACUUCAGCAUCAUCAUUGUGGACUUCGAGAGCGAAGACAUGGAUGUGGAGCAGGCUCUGAGGGACAGCAAGGUGCCACGGUACGAGUACCUAAGGCGGGAGGGAAACUUUGAGCGCUCGGCAGGCCUUCAGAUUGGAGUGGAUACCAUAGAGGACAGUCACAGCAUCGUGUUCCUGUGUGACCUGCAUAUCCACUUCCCCCUCAACAUCCUGGAGAGCAUCAGGAAGCACUGUGUGGAGGGGCGGCUGGCCUUUGCGCCCAUAGUCAUGAGGCUGGGUUGUGGGAGCUCCCCCCAAGAGCCUGAUGGGUACUGGGAAGUGAAUGGCUUUGGUCUGUUCGGCAUUUACAAGUCUGAUUUUGACAAGAUUGGGGGGAUGAACACAGAGGAGUUUAAGGACCGCUGGGGAGGGGAAGACUGGGAGCUGCUGGACAGGGUGCUGCAGAAUGGCCUGGAGGUGGAGCGGCUCCGGUUGCGAAACUUCUUCCACUACUACCACUCCAAGCGGGGCAUGUGGAAUGCUCAAGCAAAGAAGAGCCCCAGAGGAUAGCUCUUAGGAAAGCCCCCGCUCCCUUGUCCUCCACUGUGGACAGCAGGAAAAUAUACAACCUGAAGGCUGUGGAGGCAGGCGUUCUUCAGAGAAGGCCCAGGUCGUCUGAGAACCCCAAGGGGCCUUUUUUUGGCAGAUGCAAAGAGACGGCAUGGCUGCAUCUGCCCAUGUCACUGGGUCCUCCUCCCAGCUGCUGCUCUUGUAAUGGUAACCACAAAUGAAGAAUGUCUCUCUUGUUAGAGGUUUGAGGAUUUGUGUUUUUUAAUGGGGCUACUGUUCUUUGUAUUCACAGGAGAGUGGUACCUUGAUUUCUCUGAGAUGGUAACAAUCUAAAAAUUGCCUGGUUAGGGCAACACAGAAACAGACACACAAUGGCGUAAACUUUGUUCUGUUUCAAGCCAGGUGAAGGAGGACAGCCGUCAAUGGGGCUUUCUUUUUUUGGCAUUUUCUAACAUGCCUGAGAGGUACUGAGCAUUCCUCACUUUAUUCAGGUUAAGGGACACUAAAACAAACCUCUGCAUCUGCUUCUGAGUCUCUGAUUUUCUUUCUCAGCUCUUUUCGUCUCUCUGUCUCUCUUUCUGGUAGCAUAAAUGGGAGGGGUUUUAGUGCCCUGCAACGAUGUGGCACAGAGGCCAAAAGGGAAGAUGCAGUCAGAGAGUGUCAGAGAGCCAGUACAGCAGUUGGGGAUGCUACCACCACCUAUAGUGACCAGCUGCUUGAUUUUUAGUGAUACCACACCACCCUAGCUGAAGGUCUCUAUGGACUUCCUCAUGGCUGGUGCAGGUGGCUGACAACACAAGUGCAGCACCGUCAGGGGGAUUAGGAGCUGUGUCCAGCCACCGAAUCACGAUGUGGCUUCUCAGGCCUCCACCAUCCCAUUCUCUCUCCAUCAGUGAGAGAUCCAGUCUCUUGUCAGGGUUUUUUUGCUUUGCAGAGCCACAAUACUGGUCAAGUGAUGAGUGCUUACAGUAUGGUCAUGGCAUUGUAUGGGGUUUGCUAUUGGAUUGUUGACAUACCACUGUUUAUCCAGUGACUGGGUGGUGUGUGUGUGUGUGGUGGUGGUGGUGGUGUGUGUGUGUGGGGGGGUUCUGUGUACUUUGUAGCUCCUUCAAACGCUCCCGACAUAGCUGUGCACUACCUUCCCCCUGUUAGGAGGCCGGUUUAUACAGGGAUGCCUUCAUUGGCUGAUGGUCACGGGUUGCAGAUUGACAGGGAAAAUAAUUUAGAAUCUGGAUUCAUGGAUCCCAAGUUCUAGUUUCUCUGGCUGG
Megalops cyprinoides (Indo-Pacific tarpon) is the source of this 5479-nucleotide messenger RNA. RefSeq names its product beta-1,4-N-acetyl-galactosaminyl transferase 4a (gene b4galnt4a). The coding region runs from base 615 to 4211 and encodes 1198 amino acids. The transcript is spliced from 21 exons. Gene Ontology annotation, cellular component: Golgi cisterna membrane. The record is from RefSeq and is a predicted model, not a curated record. Lineage: Eukaryota; Metazoa; Chordata; Actinopteri; Elopiformes; Megalopidae. Gene Ontology annotation, molecular function: acetylgalactosaminyltransferase activity.